Messenger RNA from Drosophila busckii, 469 nucleotides. RefSeq lists its product as uncharacterized. The record is from RefSeq and is a predicted model, not a curated record. The coding region runs from base 70 to 447 and encodes 125 amino acids. The transcript is spliced from 2 exons. Lineage: Eukaryota; Metazoa; Arthropoda; Insecta; Diptera; Drosophilidae.
GCAGCGUUAGUUGCCACAGUAACAGCGCUGCUUCUAAUAGUGUAGAAAGUUCUUUCCAGCCAAAUCAACAUGAAAUUCCUUUUAAUUGGCUGCAUUGCUAUUGCCAGCUUGGCAGUCACAGCAGCGCAAUGGGGUUGGAACUCGGGUGCACCACUGCUAGGACUCUCUGCGCAGGACUUUGGCAAUGCAUAUGGACAGCCAAGUGAACUGGAACAGCAGCUUGCAUUUGUUGAAGAAUCUGUGCAGCAGCAGUCUGCACUUGUUGAUGGCGCUGUUGAGCAGCAGCCCGGAUUUGAAGGCGGCUUUGGACAACAGCUGGGAUUUGAUGCUGGACUUGAGCAGCAGUCCACAUUUGGUGACGGUUUCGGACAGCAGCCAGCUGGCUUUAUGAGAUUUGGUCUCAAUCCACAACAAGGGCCAGAAGACUUUGAAGAUUUAGAAUGGUAGCGCUCAAGUAAAUAAAAAAAAU